AUGGCGUCACAAGUCAUAUGUGCAUGCACGUAUCGGGUUAGGCUAGUUAUUAAAGGAAAAAUGGCUGCCAGAUCUACAGUGAAAAGAAGUUUUAUCAGAGGAAAGAGAUACUUAAAGGACCAGUGGGACACAUUGCUAUGGAUACUGGCCUCUUUUGGAGUCCUUUAUCUGUUUGAAGUCGCUUCAAAUAUUUUAUUUAAUCCUUUGGUGAAAAGAGGAUGGCAGGCUGUUUCUUUCAUCUCCUUGGUAAUAGGAGCUGUUUGCGUAUACAAAAUAGCAAAGAGAAGUCCUCGUUUAAAGCUGACUGAUUGGGACAGUACUUGGACUCCCACCAUCGGCUUUAUUGGCGGAGUGAUGGGUACUAUAAGUUUUAUUGUAUCGAUGUGGCCGGUAUGGCAGUAUUGGACUUUGUUCAUUGUUGCUGUUCUCUUUAUGGGAUUCAUUUCAAUCGUUUCAUUAAUUUAAUUUUUUUAUUAUUGAAAAUUAAUAAUAGUCACACACAAGACACAACCAAUCAAGCAAUCAAAAUAAACUAUAGUUAAUUUUAUUAAUAAUAAUUAUAUAAACAUUAUAAUUUCAGUACUGUCUUUGUUUUUUUUCAAUCAUUAUAAAUACUUUCUGUGUCCUUUUUCUGACCCUCAAAGUUUCCAUAAGCUUCAAACUCUUCAACAUAA
Amphimedon queenslandica is the source of this 674-nucleotide messenger RNA. RefSeq lists its product as uncharacterized. The record is from RefSeq and is a predicted model, not a curated record. The transcript is spliced from 3 exons. Lineage: Eukaryota; Metazoa; Porifera; Demospongiae; Haplosclerida; Niphatidae. Bases 1 to 465 code for a protein of 154 amino acids.